This is a messenger RNA of Staurois parvus, 435 nucleotides long. Lineage: Eukaryota; Metazoa; Chordata; Amphibia; Anura; Ranidae. The record is from the annotation of a GenBank genome assembly.
AUGUUUAUCACCCAUUAUCUCAUUUUCCAUUGCUAUUUCAUAUUCAGAAGUAAUUUUUUUUUUCCAGAGAGUGUGUGUUACUGGCCUCCAGAAACUGGGCCAUGUUUUGCGAAUUUUCAGCACUUUUACUAUAAUAAGGAGACCGGCACUUGCCAGAUCUUCACCUAUGGUGGUUGUUUAGGAAAUGCAAAUAAUUUUGAAACUAAGAAAGCCUGCAAGAAGAAGUGCCAAACAGGUAUUUGUUCAAAAGUUGGUCCAUGUCAUCGGGCUUUACAGCGCUAUUACUAUAAUAGGUUUAAGGGCACAUGCGAGCCGUUCAUCUAUGGUGGUUGUCAAGGAAAUGAAAAUAAUUUUCUUACUGUGGAAGCCUGCGAGAACACGUGUAAUAGAGGUAUUUGUUCUGUGUGUCAUUUUAUAUUGCUCAAUAUUAAUUAA